Molecule: messenger RNA, 5084 nt
Organism: Oncorhynchus gorbuscha (pink salmon)
Lineage: Eukaryota; Metazoa; Chordata; Actinopteri; Salmoniformes; Salmonidae
Gene: lin28b
Product: lin-28 homolog B (C. elegans)
Exons: 4
Coding region: 223-906 (227 amino acids)
Molecular function (GO): nucleic acid binding; zinc ion binding
Source: RefSeq, a predicted model, not a curated record
GAAUGAGAGAGAGAGCAAGCGCUCGAAGUGGACUGAACGAGGAAAGGACUGAAGGAGAGAGACAUGACAAAAUAUCAAAAGAGGGAAAGCACGCUGUACCAUGCGAGCUAAAUUUGUGACCGCUGGAAUUGAGGAUGUCGGAUUAAUGGUGACUAUCAUAACCCGUUUUCGCAGAGGAAGCUUUUCGAUUGGAACUUUCGAACAGAAGGUCCGCGGGGAAACAUGGCCGAAGGAGGGGCGGGUAAAGGUGGCGGAGAAGACGAAGCCAAGUCGACGGAGCAAGAAGAGCGAAUUCGGCCCCAGCUUCUGUCAGGAACAGGCCACUGCAAGUGGUUUAAUGUUCGAAUGGGGUUCGGAUUUAUAUCAAUGACCAGCAGCGAGGGGAGCCCCGUAGAUCCCCCUCUGGACGUAUUUGUUCACCAAAGUAAACUGGUGAUGGAGGGCUUCCGCAGCCUGAAGGAGGGCGAGCAGGUGGAGUUCACCUUUAAGAAGUCCUCCAAGGGCCUGGAGUCCCUGUGGGUGACGGGGCUGGGUGGGGGACCGUGUGCGGGCAGCGAAAGGAGACCCAAAGGGAAGGUCCCGCCCCAGAAGAACCGCAAACCAAAGGGAGACCGCUGUUAUAACUGUGGAGGUCUGGACCACCACGCCAAGGAGUGUGGCCUGCCCCCCCAGCCAAAGAAAUGCCACUACUGCCAGAGCAUCAGGCACAUGGUGGCCCAGUGUCCCCACAAGGUGCUGGCGGCCCCCACAGGCUUUCAGGACCCCCUGCACCCCUCUACCUCGACCCACCUGUACCCCGCCGACGAGGAGGAGCGCUCGGGCUCGUCCCCCCUUGAGGGCCCCUCGCCCUCCCCAGAGGAGCUACCCCAGUCACACCGCGUUGGCCCCCAGAGGGGGAGGAAAUAGGGGGAGAGCUGUACCUCCCGACCCCUGACUCUCCUCACCUAAGGAACCCCUCUUAACCCCCACCCCUAAUCUACCUCGCACUUGUGGAAAUAAUAGGUCUAUUUUUGGCAGGACCAGCGCAGCUAUGGCAACGAUCGUCAGGGGUACGGAUGUAUGUGACUGACUGGCUGUGGCAGCUAUGACAACCAUUGCUGGGGAUAUGGAUGCAUGUGAAUGACUGUCUCUUUGUGUGUGAUUGGUCUCAAUCAGUGCAGCUCGAGACAAUAUGGUCUUAAAGAGAAACAAGGUUGGCGGUGAAUCUAAUGACUGUCUGGGUUAGAUGACUGUCUGGGUUAGAUGACUGUCUGGGUUAGAUGACUGUCUGGGUUAGAUGACUGUCUGGGUUAGAUGACUGUCUGGCUUAGAUGACUGUCUGGCUUAGAUGACUGUCUGGGUUAGAUGACUGUCUGGGUUAGAUGACUGUCUGGGUUAGAUGACUCUCUGGGUUAGAUGACUCUCUGGGUUAGAUGACUCUCUGGGUUAGAUGACUCUCUGGGUUAGAUGACUCUCUGGGUUAGAUGACUCUCUGGGUUAGAUGACUGUCUGGGUUAGAUGACUGUCUGGGUUAGAUGACUGUCUGGGUUAGAUGACUGUCUGGGUUAGAUGACUGUCUGGGUUAGAUGACUGUCUGGGUUAGAUGACUCUCUGGGUUAGAUGACUGUCUGGGUUAGAUGACUCUCUGGGUUAGAUGACUGUCUGGGUUAGAUGACUCUCUGGGUUAGAUGACUCUCUGGGUUAGAUGACUGUCUGGGUUAGAUGACUCUCUGGGUUAGAUGACUGUCUGGGUUAGAUGACUGUCUGGGUUAGAUGACUGUCUGGGUUAGAUGACUGUCUGGGUUAGAUGACUGUCUGGGUUAGAUGACUCUCUGGGUUAGAUGACUCUCUGGGUUAGAUGACUGUCUGGGUUAGAUGACUCUCUGGGUUAGAUGACUCUCUGGGUUAGAUGAUGUCAUCCAUAACUCUUUCUGUGGUCAUUUCUGAAUAGGACUCAUUUCUCUUUUAGAUUUUGGUCCACCUGGUUCAUAUUUAUAUAACCGUUCCAAAGGUCAUGAUGCGGCGAUCCAGCAGAGUUAAUUUGAAGCAUUAAGGAUUUUAAAUAAGGCCUUGAUGUAGGCCAGUGCUUCUUAAUCCUGUGUAUUUUAGUUGUAUAUCCUUCACAUCUACACACUAGAUUCUACUAAUCAACUCACCACCAACUUUUUGAUUAGAGUUCUACUUUUUUUCUAAGAGUGUGGGAUCAGGAUUGAUAGGCCCUGUAUCAAAACAAUGGAACCUCAACCAAUCAGAAGCAAAAUGAUUCUUUAAUGCGGCCUAUCCAAUCAGUGUAGAGGAGAUUACCAUGGAUACCAGAGUGAAUGUCAUACCUACCAGUAGCCUAACUGUCACUCCUAAACCACAGAAUAUUUUCUAGUUCAGUGGUACUGACAAUUGACUGCAGAGUUCAUAGCAUUGAAUCCAGGCAUGUGUGCAUACUUGCUUGUGUGCGAGUGGGGUUGUGUGUGUGUGGGGGGUUGUGAGUGGAGUUGUGAGUGGAGUUGUGUGUGUGUGUGUGUGUGUGUGUGUGUGUGUGUGUGUGUGUGUGUGUGUGUGUGUGUGUGUGUGUGUGUGUGUGUGUGUGUGUGUGUGUGUGUGUGUGUGUGUGUGUGAGACGCUGACCCUUUCAUAAAACAACAGUGGCAGAUGAGAAGUUUCAUCUUUCAGAUUAGGGGCCAACCUCUAACUGGACUUGCUAUUAACAAUAAUAUUUCAUAUAAACCUACACAUGCCUCAUAAGAAACAAUAUAAUCAAUAUCCACCAAUAGGUUUGUUUCAAAACAGAAAAAAAUUACAUUAUUUAAUUGGACUAGAUCUAGAGUUGGGUUGCUGGCUAAUUAGUUGAACAGUUUAUAAACUCACAAUAUAUGUUAGUAAUAUAUGUAUGAAAGAAUAGCAUAUUAUUAAAAUGUAAGUAAUAUUCUAACAUAGUUUAAGGAAGCUCUGUAUUGUGCGUAGGAUUCUUUGUCAAGUUAACACAGCGUUAUGUUAAAGCACCAUCACACCCCUCUCUCCCUUGACCUGUGUGACAUCACUAUCUCCUUCACUCUACCCCUCUCUAUCACAAGCUAUCCCCUCUCCUCCUUUGCCAUCAAGUGCCUAGGGCCUGGAGGUUCUCCCUGACUUAAUUAGGUAAACCUCAGAAUCCUAGAUAAAGGCCCAGUAACAGUCAAGUCUACAUACCCUCUAGGUCUGUGUGAUGUCACAAUCCCCCUCAAAACGGGAUUCCAAAACACCGCUGCCGUGUUCCAAAAUGUCCAGAGAUUUACUAAGACAGGAAGGAGGGAGGCAGAAAAAACUCAAAUGCUGGUUUUCGUAUGACGUGAAUCCUCUGCGACUUUCCAGUAGCGCGUACCCUAAUGAAACGUGACAACUCUUCUCUGACCAUAUUGAAUGUGAAAAUAACUUCUCUGAAGUGGCACUCCACCCAAAAGUUAAUGUGGCUCACUUUGGAAUUGUAUCUUAAUGUGCUGACAAAUCAAAUGACUUUGUAUGAUGAUAUCAAACUAGCUUGUGUUUUCUAAAGCUCUAAAACAAACUAUGUAGGUAACCAACUGUUUUUGGUAUACAUUUCUGUACCAAAGAGUAUGGCUUCAUUUGAAGGCAUUUUAAAAGUAGGAAUUGUCGCUUUGCUGUUCCUGCUCCUUUGGAAUUUCUAGGGACGAUUGCUGAAAGUUCAACACUGAGGUUGUUUAUGUACAGCUUUUUGAAUGUGUGACAUGCAUCGAAAUAAAUCCAACAAGUGCACAACAACAGAGAGGAAGAGAAUGACCAAACCACACAACGAGCACAGACCAAGGACCACUCACCUGGAUAAUAUUCCAUUUUUGGUACAAUGUUUAUUUUUUUAUUUUUUUUUACCCACAAUUCCUCUCAGGAUGAUAAACUGUUCUCAGGGAAUAAAAAAAUUAUAUAUUUUAUUCUUUUGGGAAUCAUCCACCAAGUUUUAAUGUUUCUGUACCUCAUGUACUGAUAUUAGUUAACUACCUCUUGAGUUAUGCAUAUUUGUGCAUUUUUUUUCACAUGUUUUGUAUUAUUGAUCUUGUAUGAAUAACUGUAGGACUAUAUUGUACUGAGACCUUGUGAGGUUUUGAAGGGCCCUUUGUGUUGCCACAGAUUUUUAUAAUUUCAACAAAAAUAUAUAUAUUUUUUGUUUGUUUCCAGCAAAAUCCUACCUCAUUUCCUGUGUUUCCUCCUGGCCCCUCCCACCACCUCCUGGCCCCUCCCACCACCCCCUGGCCCCUCCCACCACCUCCUGGCCCCUCCUUCCUCCUGGCCCCUCCUUCCUCCUGGCCCCUCCUACCACCUCUGUGCAGUUUUUUGUUUCAAGCCGGCGCUGUUGGCACAGGAGUCACAAUGCCAUUUCAAUCAAUCACAUAACUGAAAUAGUAGAUCGGUUGUGACUAUAACAAUUGUUUUCACAUCAAAGACAGUUUUUUAGGCCUUUUACUUGGGUUUGAAAUGGGAGUGUUAAUCACCACAUCCAGGGUGAAUUCUCUCUGCCAGCUAAGUCUGUGUGUGUGUGUCAGCUUUUCCCAGCAUAAAAUACUGUUGGCUUAGCUGCAGACAACAACCAGUGAGGAAUCCUCCAUUUUGGGCCAGCUAUAUAGGCAUGUCGUUGGUCAAGUGUUUAUACACCAUUUUUAUACUAACCUCAUUUUAAAAGGAUUUGACUUUGUUGUAAAAUAAAAAAAACUUUUGUCAUUGUUUGUAACCACUUGAUAAUGACCGGCAUGAGGUGGACACGAAUAGGAUUGUACUGCGUAUACGCACAAGGAGAUUGUACUGCGUAUACGCACAAGGAGAUUGUACUGCAUAUACGCACAAGGAGAUUGUACUGCGUAUACGCUCAAGGAGAUUGUACUGCGUAUACGCUCAAGGAGAUUGUACUGCGUAUACGCUCAAGGAGAUUGUACUGCGUAUACGCACAAGGAGAUUGUGCUGCGUAUACGCACAGGGAGAUUGUGCUGCGUAUACGCACAAGGAGAUUGUGCUGCGUAUACGCACAAGGAGAUUGUGCUGCGUAUACGCACAGGGAGAUUGUGCUGCGUAUACGCACAGGGAGAUUGUGCUGCGUAUACGCACAGGGAGAUUGUACUGCGUAU